Molecule: messenger RNA, 1770 nt
Organism: Prorocentrum cordatum
Lineage: Eukaryota; Dinophyceae; Prorocentrales; Prorocentraceae
Source: the annotation of a GenBank genome assembly
AUGGCAGCCACAGGUAUGUACGACCAGCUUCGAGUUACACUCGCUGAUGAGCGCUCUCGACUUGGUAAGGUCCUCGACCAGGUCGACGAUGCCCUUAAAUGUCUCGAGCAUGGGAGCAUACUGAGGGAGUUCGGCGAACAAUACAGCGAACGGUCGAUGGACGUCAUUCGCCGUGAUACGGUGCCGAGCAGCGAGGUUCAACAGGAGGUUUCGGGCAAGAGCCGCUCUGGAAUUUUCAGGCGGGCAGCGACGCAGUCGACAUCUAAGGCGUGGGAGUCGAAAGACGAAGACAAGGAAAAGGCCAAGCUCAAAUUCAGAGCCAGCAGAACCAGCGUGGGGCCGAUGGAUGCAGUCGUGGCAUCUGCUCCACGGCCUGUUGUAGCGCCGAUGGCGAGCACGGGCGAUAGAUCUUCCAAAGUCAAAAGGAGUAUCACCGGGAUGCCUCGAAACGCGGUGAUCCGCGGAGCGAUUCCGAGGGUUUUCGCGAACGCGGACCAGAUGAAAGAGCAGGUCCAGCAGGCCAUCUUGCAGCCAGACUACGACGUGAAGGACAUGUACAAGGACGAGGGAUGGUUCCAGGCCGUAGCGCGGAGCUCGAUAUUCGAUUCCAUCGGCCUCUGCGUGAUCAUGCUGAACGCCUUGUGGCUCGCGGUGGAGACAGACUACAACGAUGAAGCCCUGCUGGUGAACGCCGCCCCCCCGUUCAUCAUCGUGGAGAACUUGUUCUGCACGUUCUUUUGCUUCGAGCUCUUCGUCAGGUUCAUGGCCUUCCAGGUGAAGCUGCAUGUAUUCAAGGACUCGUGGUUCAUGUUUGACUUCGUCAUCGUCUUCUUCAUGGCCUUCGAGACCUGGGGGCUCUCGUUCCUGGUGUGGGUCACAAACGGCGCCCUCACCGCCAGCUCCAGCUCCACCUCGGUCCUCCGCGUGGUGCGGCUCUUCCGCCUGACACGAGCUCCCCGUGUCGCCCGCUUGCUGAAGUCGGUGCCAGAAAUGAUGGUGAUCGUCCACGGCAUCGUGAUCGUCGCCCGUACCGUGGUCGUGAUCGGGUGCCUUCUCGCUUUGAUCAUCUACACGUUUGCGAUCGUCUUUACUCAGCUCGCAAAGGGCACUGAACUUGAAAGCACCCUCUGCCCUGACAUGAUGACCACCAUGAAAACGCUGCUGAUAGGCGGCAUAUUCCCGGACAUCGAGCCGACCAUCGACGCCAUGGCGGACGAGCACUUCCUAUUUGGGCUAUUUUUCUUCGUUUUCGUAUUGCUCGCCUAUGUGAUGAUCAUGAACAUGCUGAUCGGCGUCUUGGUGGAAGUCAUCUCUGUGGUGGCGGCGGUCGAGAAAGAGAAAAACCAGGUGGCGGCAGUGAAGCGCGUGCUGCUGAAGUGGGCCCCGGAGGCGGACAUCGGCGGGGACAACAUGUUCGGCGUCAACGAGUUCAAGCACAUGCUCAACACUGCGGGCUGCGCCAAGGACCUGAACGACGUGGGCGUGGACGCCGUCGCGCUGGUCGACCACGCAGACUUCAUCUACCGCAACAAGGACGAGCUCACGUUCUCCGAGCUGCUCGCCGUCCUUCUCGGGCUGCGGGGCGGGAACGACCCCAAGGUGCAGGACCUCGUGCAGCUGCGCAAGUUUCUUCACGUGGAGAUGCAGCGCAUCGAGAUGUCCGUGGACAGCCUCCACAAGGUCCUCAGCACGCAGCCGCAGGGGUCGAAAGACCUGAGCUUGAGGGACAAGGCACCAGAAGAGGACGAGGAGCACACUCCUUUGGUCUAG